Molecule: messenger RNA, 1095 nt
Organism: Dufourea novaeangliae
Lineage: Eukaryota; Metazoa; Arthropoda; Insecta; Hymenoptera; Halictidae
Gene: CSN7
Product: COP9 signalosome complex subunit 7
Exons: 4
Coding region: 150-1022 (290 amino acids)
Biological process (GO): COP9 signalosome assembly
Cellular component (GO): COP9 signalosome
Source: RefSeq, a predicted model, not a curated record
UAGAAGAACGUUCCAUUAAGUAAGGUUUCGUUUCUUUUUCGUGGUAGAACUUAUACCAUUGUAUAUAUUUAUUGGACUUACACACACCUAAAGACAUAUUCAGUGGGAAAGGGUAUUUCGUAUUUUGUAAACAUCGAACGGAGAUCAAAAUGACUGGUGGAACCACCACUGAAAAGUCAGCCAACAACCCCUUAGAACAGUUCGUAUUGCUUGCAAAAACUGCUAAAGGGGCAGCUGCUAUGGAACUGAUAAAGCAAGCUGUAGAAACACCAGGUGUUAAUGUCUUUGGGGAAUUAUUAGAUAUGCCCAAUAUCAAAGAGUUAGAGAAUGGACCUUAUGUUCAAUAUUGGAACACGUUGAACUUAUUUGCUUAUGGUACCUACAAAGAAUACUUGGAGAAUAAAGAUAAGGUUUUAGAGUUGACUCCCAUACAGAAGAAGAAGCUCCAACAUUUAACAAUUGUAACACUUGCCACAAAGUCCAGAUGUAUACCAUAUUCUGUACUCCUGGAGGAGCUAGAUAUAAAGAAUGUUAGAGAUUUAGAGGAUUUAAUAAUUGAAGCUGUCUAUGCAGACAUCAUACACGGCAAAUUAGAUCAAAAGAAUUCGCAGUUAGAAGUAGAUUAUGCUGGUUUAGGACGAGAUGUUAGACCAGGUGAUACCGGAGUAGUAGCAGAAACAUUAGCUUCAUGGGGUCAAGCUUGUGAUACAGUGCUAGUGUGUAUCGAAGAACAAGUUACCCGAGCCAAUCUUGAAAAACAGAAAGCCACCAAUCAUAAGGAAAGAAUACAGCGAGAUAUUGCCAAUAUAAAGAAGUUACUUGCUGCACAAACCGGUAGUGGUGGAGUACAGGAUGCUGAUAUGGCUGGAGGUAGUCCAGGGACAGGAGGAAGUGAAUCGAAUAGAGAAGCUUUAUCAGUUCCGCCAGAUCUAAAAAAGAAGCAGUUAAAGAUCAAAUGUAUGAAAGGCAGUGGAUCCACAAACCCGGUAAAGCACCACGAACUGAACGAUGAUCAGAAAUGAGAAACUCAUCUUACGGCGUAUCAACAACUCGGUCGGAUCGUUCUGUCUCUUUCACGUUUCUGGUAUUGACGAG